UCCUCGGAUCCCCAAGCAGAAUUAAACCUCACCAAACUCCUCCCAUGGCCGAUCACCCCCUCGCCGGCGAGCACCACCCCUCGCCGGCGAGCUCGGCCGCCACGGCCCUGGGCCCGCUGCUGCUUCUCCCGUCGGAGCUCCUCCACGAGAUCCUCCUCCGCCUCGCCGUCCCGGAGCUCCUCCGCGUGCGAUCCGUGGCGCGCCCGCUCUCCAGCCUCAUCUCCUCCCCGGACUUCCGCCGCCUCUACCACCUCUCCUCGGCGUCGUCGGGGCCCGGCCCGGCCGCCGCGUGGCUGCUCCUCUUCAAGAAGCUCCCGCCCCGCGACGCCGCCAUCCGGGGCUUCCACGGGCCCUCGGGCCGUUGGUUCCGCAUCCCGGUCUCGGCCAUCCUCGCCCCCGCCGUGCCGCCCGGCGAGGACCUCUACUUCCUGGCCGCCUCCGGCAGCUCCUUCCUGUUCGCCGCCAACGGCCGCCGCGAGCUCGUGGUGGUCGACCUCACCGCGCGCGCCGCGCGCCGACUCCCGCCGUCCCCGCUCGGGCCACGCGGCACCUCCUCCUGGCGCCGCUUCGGCCUCAAGCUCGUCGCCGAUCCCCCCGGAUCGAACCGGUUUAGGUUUAUGUUUGCUGAGCUGGUGAACAACACGCCAUUCCUGUUCGAGUACCGGUCCGGGACCGACACGUGGCAGCGAUCGGAGGCGGUCCUGGCCGAGGGGACCUCGCCGGCGUCCCCCGGCGGCACGUACCUCUGCGCGGCGCACGCCGGGCCGGACUGCGUCAUGGUGUACUCUGGCCCGGGCGCGGACGACCGCCCGGUCUUCUUCCGCCCCCGGUUCCCGAACGCCGCCGGCGCCGGGGGGCACGGGGACCGGCUGCACGUGUACGGCGACGGGAGCGCGGCCGUGGUGCGGUCGGCGGCGGUCGACGACCCGACGAGCCGGACCCGGGUGAAGGUGGUGACGGGCGUGGAGCUGUACGGGUUCGCGGCCGUGGGCGGCGACUGGGAGCUGGUGGCGAGCGUGCCGGGCGAGCUGGUGGAGGGGUUCCGGAAGCCGUACGCCGUGAUGACGGGGCUGCUGGCGGAGCGGGAGGGCGUGGUCCGGCUGGUGCUCAUCUCCAACUGCCGGGGCGCGUGGGACCUGGUGUGGCUGUCGUACGACCGCGCGCGCGGCGGGGAGUGGCGGUGGGUGCCCGUGCCGGACUGGGGCAGCAGCAAGGGGCUCAACAUGGCCGGCAUCGCCGUCUCCUCCACCUUCUCCCGCCUCUGGCCGCUAGCCGCGCCGGCGUCCAGCAGCUGCGGCGGCCGCCAGUGAGCUAGCUGAUCGGAUCGAUGGGCCCGGGAGUCCGCGCGUGCUGUGCAUACAGGUGUGUGCAACGCCAAAGCGAGCGUGGGCGAGUGCUGGGGGUCCAACACGGCCGUGCCCCCCAGUCCCCACGCCACGCUCGGUUUCCAUGCGGGGUGGGGCCGUGGCGUGGCGUGGCGUGGCGUGGCGCGGCAUGAUCCCGCAUGAUGGCUUCGCCGAUGUGGACUAGUCAGUGAGAGCGAACGAAAUGUUUCCGAUAAGAAAUGGCCAGUGGUGGUGUGUGCGAGCUUCUACUUCCUUGUAUAGUGCAAUGGCUUGCUCCUACCACCCAUUUGUUCAUAAACUUUUGUGCUAUAUAUACUCGCAUCGUCAA
This is a messenger RNA of Panicum hallii, 1674 nucleotides long. RefSeq lists its product as uncharacterized. The transcript is spliced from 2 exons. NCBI's taxonomy places the organism in Eukaryota, Viridiplantae, Streptophyta, Magnoliopsida, Poales, Poaceae. Gene Ontology annotation, biological process: SCF-dependent proteasomal ubiquitin-dependent protein catabolic process. The record is from RefSeq and is a predicted model, not a curated record. Gene Ontology annotation, molecular function: ubiquitin-protein transferase activity; protein binding. The coding region runs from base 45 to 1310 and encodes 421 amino acids.